This is a messenger RNA of Leptosia nina, 666 nucleotides long. NCBI's taxonomy places the organism in Eukaryota, Metazoa, Arthropoda, Insecta, Lepidoptera, Pieridae. The record is from the annotation of a GenBank genome assembly.
AUGAAAGUGAUAGGCGCCGGUCAAGGUCGUUUCGGCAUCACUUUCACUGGCUUAGGCCUGGUUAUUAACUUAGCGGUUCACGAGAUGAUACUGACGUGUACAUUACUGUUGUGUGCUGCGGCGCUGAGCAGUUGUGACGUGCUGCACCUACAGCAAGAGCAGCUCACUACCAGUACGGAGGGUCCGCCAAAACCUUACGCGUUCUCAUACACAGCUGGACGUUUCCCUGGACACACGGACAGACAACAUGCUGAGGUUAGCGAUGGAAGUGGCGUCGUUAGAGGUACAUUCUCAUACGUCGACCCACGUCAGAAGGUUCGCACCGUGGACUAUGUAGCGGAUCGUGAGGGUUUCCACCCGGUAUUGAGCGAUCCCCUACCAGAACACCCAACCGAUUCAGAAUCCGUUGCUCGCGCUAAGGACCGUCACUUCCAGCUGUAUGCUAAAAUUGCUGAGGAGCACGCACAACAUCCUUAUCCUGAUGAAACGUCAGUGCCCCGUCAAUCUGAGGCUGUAGCAGCUGCAGCAGCAAAACACGCGAACCUGUUUCGCGUGAUCGCCGAGCAGCAUGCCCGCAUCGCAGCUGAGAGGGAAGCUUUGCAACAGGAGGAACAGCAGAGGCUGCUACUAGAGCAGCAGGAAGAAGACGGACAUCUACUACACUAA